AUGAAACCGGAUGUAAAAAACUCGUCUGAGAAAGAUACAUCAAAUGUGUCGGUAAAGUUGGAGAAGUUAGAAAAUGGUAGCAAAUCCGAAAAUGGUAGCAAAUCCGAAAAUGGUAACAAAUCCGAAAAUGGUAACAAAUCCGAAAAUGGUAACAAAUCCGAAAAUGGUAGCAAAUCCGAAAAUGGUAGCAAAUCCGAAAAUGGUAACAAAUCCGAAAAUAUUAACAUGUCAGAAAAAUUGACCACAUUAGAAAAACUAUAUGAAUCAAGGAAACUGUUCAUGUCCGAUAAAUUAUAUUCUCAAGAAAAAAAUAUUGACAAUUACGAUAUGAAUAGUUAUGAGAAAAAUAAGUACAGGAAAUAUCUUCAAAAUUCUAGUGAUGAAUAUUCUAUUCAGCAUAUGCAAAAAUUUUUGAAGCAUGGAAUUGCAGAUAAUGGAAUUCGAAUAAUGACAACAAAUAAUUGCUCAUGGUACUAUAAUUAUUAUAAAGCAACAAAAACAUGUUCUCCACCCAUUAAAGAACUUACGGAAGGGACUACCGUUGAUUAUUAUUACUAUACUACUCCUUUUUCUACACAAAUAGGAAACAUUAACUUGGUAAUGAUGCACAGUCAAGUAAAUUUUGAAGAUGGAACAUGUACCCCCACUGAUAGAGAUUUCAAAAUGAAUGCAGUAACUCCUCAGAUGAUAAAAGAAGCGAAAAUGAAAUCUGUAAAAUAUAAAAAGGAGUACAUAGAUUGGAUUUAA
Messenger RNA from Plasmodium malariae, 747 nucleotides. Its product is annotated as conserved Plasmodium protein, unknown function. The transcript has 3 exons. The record is from RefSeq and is a predicted model, not a curated record. NCBI's taxonomy places the organism in Eukaryota, Apicomplexa, Aconoidasida, Haemosporida, Plasmodiidae. The coding region runs from base 1 to 747 and encodes 248 amino acids.